Molecule: messenger RNA, 2868 nt
Organism: Etheostoma spectabile (orangethroat darter)
Lineage: Eukaryota; Metazoa; Chordata; Actinopteri; Perciformes; Percidae
Gene: khdrbs2
Product: KH domain containing, RNA binding, signal transduction associated 2
Exons: 9
Coding region: 429-1460 (343 amino acids)
Biological process (GO): regulation of alternative mRNA splicing, via spliceosome
Cellular component (GO): nucleus
Molecular function (GO): mRNA binding; poly(A) binding
Source: RefSeq, a predicted model, not a curated record
CGUCCAAUUGUUAUGCGCUCAGCGGGGACCGUCUUUGUUUUCCAGCCGCGCCAGUCCCAGAAUAAGGCCAAUAAUGAUGCUGAGGGGCGGGGAGCAGCGCGGUCUGCAGACCCACUGAGUCUGAGAGGGACUGGGUGCCGAGGAGAGGCAGCAGGCAGCGGUGGCGGAGAUUGGCUCACACCUCUGAAUCACAAGUCAACCUCCAGUCGCUCACACCUCUGAAUCACAUCUCAGCCUUCAGUCAAGCAACUCGAAGACCCGGGGCGACUAUAUAUUUUCUUUUUUUUUUCCCGAGGGGUUUCGCUUGUGGCGCUCAUAAAGACUGGAGAAGCUAAAGCAGGAGCGGGAGGGUUUACAGUUGCAUUCUGACGCUCAGCACUCCUGUCGCCUCACCUGCACGGCCGGAGAAGAGGUCCGCUGUGGUAAUAAUGCAUCCAGAUAAGUACUUGCCUGAACUGGUGGCCGAGAAAACCAGCCUGGACCCCUCCUUUGUGCAUGCGGUGCGCCUGCUUGCAGAAGAGAUUGAGAAGAAUGACGGCGAUGACUUGAGAAAGGAUGGUGACACAAAGAAAUACCUAGAUAUCAUCAGCAAUAAAAAUAUCAAGCUCUCCGAAAGAGUUCUCAUUCCAAUCCAACAAUAUCCUAAGUUUAAUUUUGUCGGAAAGCUACUGGGACCACGGGGAAAUUCCAUGAAACGAUUACAAGAGGAGACGGGAGUGAAGAUGUCCAUCCUCGGCAAAGGGUCCAUGAGGGAUAAAGGCAAGGAAGAAGAAUUAAGGAAAAGUGGGGAGGCCAAAUACGCCCAUCUGAGUAAUGAUCUUCAUGUUUUAAUUGAAGUCUUUGCUCCACCUGGAGAGGCCUAUUCCCGCAUGAGUCAUGCCUUGGAGGAGAUUAAAAAAUUCCUAGUUCCAGACUACAAUGACGAGAUCAGACAGGAGCAACUGAGAGAGCUCUCCCUGUUGAACGGCUCAGACAAGUCAAGCAGAGGAAGGAGUGUGCAAGGAAGGAGCGUACGACAAGCAACUACAAUAUCCACAGGGGGCCACAGAGGCACAGGAAGGAGUGCAGCAGCACCUCGGGGGACAGCGGCAGUGGCACACAGCAAACUUCCCACGACUGUUUUAGCAAGGGAGGUACAAGCCCUGAGAGCCAGGGUGGCAGCAGGGAGUGCAGGAUACAGGCCCCCGCUGUUGGCAGUCACACAUGAUUCAUACGACGACUAUGGCUACGAUGAUGGGUACGGUGGAGAAUAUGAUGACGAGAGUUACGAAGCCUAUGACGAUAACUACAGCAAUCAGUCAAAGAGCAUCUCAGAAUAUUAUGAAUAUGGACAUGGAACAAGUGAUGAAUCCUACAACAACUAUGAGGAAGAAUGGGCGACCACCCGUCCCAGUCUCAAAGCCCCAGUUUUACGGCUGACAAGAGGGGGCUACAGAAAACAUCCCUAUGGUAGAUACUGAAGGUGCUCCAGAUAUGUGACCUCCAAUUUCAAAUUUUUUAUAUACAUUUUUUUUAAUUCUUCAUAAAUUGUUGUAACAAUGGCUUUUUGGUUAGUCUUCUUCAGAAGAUCAAAUAAAAAAAUAACCCCAUAAAGCACAUACAUCCUCAAACUUAACUACUGCAGUAUUCAAAUUGUGCUACUCUUUCAGGAUAUAGUACAUAUUUUAAAGUGCAGAGAGGAGAUAGAAAAGAGACAUUCAUCCAUGCUCAUCCAUGUACAGGAAGGUUGUUCUUAGAAUUGGCUGUUAAAAGGCUCUUUAAUUCCAAAUCUACACACCCCCACCCCCCUCCCCAAAACAUUUUUUUGUCGCAUUUUGACAAAUUACUUUCCAUUCAUUGCCUUUAUUGCUGUGCUUAUCGCGGUUUACUAGCCAACGUCCAACAAUAUUUUUUACCUUUCAAGAUGCUCAGAUUAGGCAAUCAGAGAGUCAUAAUUUCUAUGUUCCCAUGGUUUGGUGUCACCGAACACAGUGUCAAAGUUGUCGACCAGGAUUCUGACACCCAUGUUUUUUUGUCAUGACAUUGUGAGACAUCUCGUUGUCUUCCACUAUGACACAGUAGAGGGCACAAAAGUGAAAACAUUCUCAUAUUUUAGUUGCCCCUGCAGUUUGACCAAUGGCCUAGUUCCUGUAAGGGGGAAAAGUAGAGCGAUACUGCUAUGUUUCUUUAAUAGUUAUUAAAAAAAAAACUUAUACAGUUUUUCCUUAUUAUUAAUGGUAUAAGAAAAAAAAGCACAGACCAGGUUUAGCUCAUUGUGGGUCACUCAAGAUAACCUUUCAGGCAGGAUGAGUCUUUAACCAGCCAGAGCCACAGUGAAAAUGUGACUUCAAAUUUAAAAUGAUCUUUUUUCAAUCUCUAUCAUCUUUCUUCACCGUUCACUGAUUGGUCUGGCUGUGGGCUCAGUCUGGUUUAAAUGGAUCUUUUCCAAACUUACACCUUAUACCAAAACUGACAGAGAACCACACAAUGCUCUGAACACAAAUGACCCGAUCCACUCCAUUAAAGGCAACAGAUGGAAACUUAACCUUUUCCAUUGAAGACCUGAAUGCAAAGUGAUUAAAUGACAUUUCCUAGUAAAAAUGUUUAAUGUUCAUAAAUCUAAAUCCUCAAAACCUCAAGUUUUCCCAAUAACUGAUUGCCAUAUGAACCUCUGAUGACUUCAUGGUAAAACUGACUUGAAACCACAGACUAAAGUUAUAUUGUGACUUUAAAUGAUACAAGAUGUGAGAUCGUUAUCGUGCAAAAUACUCUUUUGUGCUUGGGUUGAAAGCAAUGAACAAUGUACAGUGUGUCAUUUAUAAUGCGUGCUUUGUUCUGUGUGUAAUCUGUAUUUGUACAUAACGCAUUUAAUAAAAACAACAUAAACCU